Molecule: messenger RNA, 1492 nt
Organism: Nicotiana tabacum (common tobacco)
Lineage: Eukaryota; Viridiplantae; Streptophyta; Magnoliopsida; Solanales; Solanaceae
Product: electron transfer flavoprotein subunit alpha, mitochondrial-like
Biological process (GO): fatty acid beta-oxidation using acyl-CoA dehydrogenase
Cellular component (GO): mitochondrion
Molecular function (GO): flavin adenine dinucleotide binding; electron transfer activity
Source: RefSeq, a predicted model, not a curated record
AGAAAGAGUUUUGGAAGUAGUAAUCCCAAAAUUCUUUUGAAUCUAGAGAUCACUUUUUUGACGAUCAAGGAGCUGCUGCUGGGGCAAAUGCGGAGCAGGCAAUCGUAGGUUUGGUAUGGGAAAUUUGGAAUAGAUAGCCACGCCACGCUGAAAAAGAAAAGAGAUAAACACGCCACGCCACUAUUUAUGAAUCUUUAAUUAAUUUUAAUGACACGACAUUUGACCCAAAAUAACAUAAAGUCGAAGCGAAUUCUCAUAGUUUGAUGAAAUGGCCAGUGGAAGGAUGCUCUCCGCAUUCAGAAAACUCUCCAUCACUGCACGUAUAACACCUUAUCGAUCUCUUAGUACAUUGGUAUUAGCUGAGCAUGAAGGAGGAUCAAUCAAAACCUCAUCAUUAAGUGCCGUUGAGGCUGCAAAAUCUUUAGGUGGGGACAAUUCUGUAUCGUUGCUACUUGCUGGAUCCGGUCAAUCCCUGAAGGAAGCUGCGGCACAUGCUGCUUCAUCCCACCUUUCCAUUUCUCAGGUCCUUAUUGCUGAUUCUGACAAAUUUACUUAUCCUUUGGCUGAACCAUGGGCCAAAUUAGUCCAUCUGGUUCAGCAGAGAGGUGGCUACUCACACAUAAUCGCUGCAUCAGGUUCAUUUGGGAAAAAUGUAUUACCGCGUGCAGCAGCCCUUCUGGACAUUUCUCCAAUUACUGAUGUCACUAAGAUAUCUGGAUCAAACCUCUUUAUUAGGCCAAUAUAUGCAGGAAAUGCUCUUUCCACAAUUCGUUACACAGGUUCCAGCCCAUGUAUGUUGAGCAUUAGAGCUACAUCUUUUCCUGUUGCUUCAUUACCGGCUGAUUCGAAAUCUGAUGCUGCCUCAAUAGAUCAAGUUGAUCUUUCAACCUUGGAUGAAGAUGAUUCAGUUGGUAAAUCAAGAUAUAUAAAGCUUUCCUCCCAAAAUGCGGAACGCCCGGAUCUUGGAAAUGCACGUAUUGUAGUUACUGGGGGACGAGGUGUAAAGAGUGCUGAGAACUUCAAAAUGAUAGAUAAGCUCGCAGAGAAAAUUGGUGCUGCAGUUGGUGCCACUCGUGCUGCUGUAGAUGCUGGAUUUGUUCCCAAUGACCUCCAGGUUGGCCAGACUGGAAAAAUUGUUGCCCCAGAAUUGUAUAUGGCUUUUGGGGUUUCUGGGGCGAUUCAACACAUAGCAGGCAUGAGAGAUUCCAAGGUCAUUGUUGCUGUGAAUAAAGAUGCGGAUGCACCCAUAUUCCAGGUUGCUGAUUAUGGACUUGUGGGUGAUCUUUUCGAGGUCAUUCCGGAGUUAUUAGAGAAAAUUCCUGAGAAAAAGUAGACAAAUACCAAUGUAUUCCUUAGAGAACUUAGAAAAUACAGGAAAGUCCAUUCAAUAAGAUGAAGAUGAUGUAUGUGGUGGAGGACGUAUUGUCAUCCACGAAUAAUAUAUAAUUAUUGUAUUAUUUCAACAAUUUUUCACUGCUAUUCUUCUUCGUCA